Candida albicans SC5314 is the source of this 471-nucleotide messenger RNA. RefSeq lists its product as uncharacterized. The coding region runs from base 1 to 471 and encodes 156 amino acids. Gene Ontology annotation, biological process: cellular response to oxidative stress. Gene Ontology annotation, molecular function: glutathione disulfide oxidoreductase activity. Lineage: Eukaryota; Fungi; Ascomycota; Pichiomycetes; Serinales; Debaryomycetaceae. The transcript has a single exon. The record is from RefSeq and is a predicted model, not a curated record. Gene Ontology annotation, cellular component: cytoplasm.
AUGGACUAUUUCCAAACAGAAAAGACAACAGAAACAAGACAACAACGACAACAAAAAAAAAGACCCGUGAGAAACUCAAUCAUUUGUACUCUUUCUUUAUCUUAUCAACCAAAUUUUGUCAUGAGCCUGCUUAUUGGAUGGUUAUCAUCGUGGUUCCAAAAUGAACCAAUCACCCCAGAAUUGAAGAAAGAGAUAGAAUCCAACAUUAAUUCACACAAGGUACUUGUUUAUUCCAAAUCUUAUUGUCCUUAUUGUACUUCAACAAAAACAUUAUUGCAAAGCUUAAACCAAGAUUACAAAGUUAUUGAAUUAGAUCAAAUUCCGAAAGGUUCUGCAAUUCAAAAUGGAUUACAAGAAUUAACUGGUCAACGUACCGUUCCUAAUGUUUUCAUUAAUGGGAAACAUAUUGGCGGUAAUUCCGAUAUUCAAGCUUUACAUUCCCAAGGCAAAUUAAAACCACUUUUUGGAUAG